AUGAAAGGAACUAUUGUACUAUGCACAAUGGCUGUUGUGUGUGCAUUGGGUUAUAUAACAAUGACACAUAAAGCACAGACCAGCAGAGUCUUACUGGAAAUGGUUAAAGACUUAAACACAGUGAAGAUAAAAAUAAGUGAUUUAUUAAGAAAGAAGAAAGUAGGAGAAAAGGUAGAAAACGUGCUUUCAGGUGACUUACAGAAUAUUGAAAGGAAAAUGGAGAAGAUAAAUGACAUAUCUGGCAUUACACAGGAACAAGCACAAGCACUGACACAAGAAAAGCCACAGGCACUCUCUCAAACAGUUAUAAGUAGCCCAGUGAGUACAUCUUCUAUUGAGAGUAUGCGGCCUAAGACAGGACUUAGUGCAAUUUCAGAAAAUAAUUUCCUUUCUAACAAUAUAGUAGACCAAAUUAUAGAAAGCUAUUUGAAAGGAAAUCUUCCAAUGGAGACAAUUACAAAAGCGAUAGUUGAAAGGCCAGAACUACUUGCACUUGCUCCUAAAGUAUUGGGUCUUAAUGCACACCUGCCACUCACCAAUAACAUACGUGCUUCUGAAAUACCAACCACCUUAAUGAAGAACAUAAUAAAUGAGCAAGCAGAAGCCACUCCAUACCAGAAUGCACACAGUGCACACUCUUACCUACACAUUGAUGAGGCACAGAAAACUCCAACGAAUAAAAUGGUCAGUAUAGUGCAUGAACUAAGUGGAAAGAAGGGAUUUACUCUGGCUAAGAUGCAAUUAAGCCCAGAAACAACUUCUAUAAAAUCAAAGCCCAUCAAAAGAAUGAGAAUUAGUCUGCCAUCAAUGAGACCUAUCCAUUCAAAAACAAAUUUAGUCAAUAUGAUAAACCACAUGAACCAGAACAUGUCUAAAGAGGCAGAUAAAGCCGAAGAAAUUGCAAAUGAUGUAUUUUCUAAGCACACCAGCAGUGUAGAAGAACUGAGCCCAUCUAUGGAGUAUAUCAUGCACGCACUUGCAAACAGAGAAAUAAGAAACAGUGACAAGAGUAAAGAGAAGAAAAAAGAAAAACUAGCUACUAUAACCCUACCAAAACCAGCAAGGGCAGUUAUGAAAAAAGUGUUCAAAAUAAAAGAGAGCGAACAAGUACAAGAAUCAGAAAGACCAAUUAAGCUUAUUCAAGAAAAGACUCCUCGCCCUAAUAAAGAAGCCAAACCCAAAAAGCCCAUUGGAAUAAUUAGUAAAGUAAUUAGGACAACAGAAGAUACCAUUCACAAUGCAGUUAUGAAUAGCGAAAUAUCAACACAAGAACUUUUAACAGAAGAUUCUUCAAAAAAACCAAAAUCAUCCAAAUCAGGAACUCACCCCAGAACUACACCAGAAAUUCAAGAGAAUACCGUACAAGAAUCUUCUCUACAAGAGCAAAUAAAUGCACAGAAUAUUCUUGCUAAAAAAAUAAAUGAAAAAGCAGUCCUUGCCCAAGCACUCGCAGAAAUAUCUAAAAAGAACAAACUAGCAGGCCCAGCUAAGACUUCUCCUGCACAGCCAAAAAAAGCAUCGACUCCUAAACCAGCCGAAGAACUAAGUGAUACACCAGCAACUCAGUCAAAUCUUGAGGAAGACCUGACAGCAGAAGACCAGGCAGUAGAAGAACCUCUUAAGUCAUAAUGAAUACCGCACCCAUGCCAAGAUUACUUUAGAGAGCAAAAUAAAC
This is a messenger RNA of Nematocida parisii ERTm1, 1675 nucleotides long. RefSeq lists its product as uncharacterized. The transcript has a single exon. NCBI's taxonomy places the organism in Eukaryota, Fungi, Microsporidia. The record is from RefSeq and is a predicted model, not a curated record. The coding region runs from base 1 to 1629 and encodes 542 amino acids.